AUGCCUCUAACCCCUGCUACUAAUAAAAUCCUCAAUGAUGAGACAUUUGCUAAGAUGAAGAAGGUUCAAUUUUCCAAUAUGGAUCCCAAAAGGGUCCGCUUUAUGGCUAAGGAAAUCAUCAUUUUACAGAGGCUUGACCAUCCUAAUGUUGUGAAGCAUUUGUGUAUAGUCACUUCAAGGAUGUUGAGCAGCUUGUAUCUUGUCUUCGAGUACAUGGACCAUGAUCCUGCGAGGCUUGCAGCAACUCCUGGCAUCAAGUUCACCGAGCAACAUAUAAAAUAUUUGGGAGGAAAUUCAACAUAUCAUUAUGAUAAAAGUGUACCAGACUUCAAUGCGCUAAAAUUCGAGAAAGUCAAAGCUGAAAUAACUAAACAAUAUGACGACCGCUAUAAGAUGCUUGAAGAUAAGGUAAAGGUCAUGGAAGUCACAUACGAGUAUGGGAUGGAUUCUAACAAUUUGAGUUUAGUUUCUAAUCUUGUUCUACCUCUAAAACUGAAGGCCCCAAAGUUUGAAAAGUACGACGAAACUAGUUGCCCAUAUUCUUAA
Hibiscus syriacus is the source of this 546-nucleotide messenger RNA. Its product is annotated as serine/threonine-protein kinase bur1-like. The transcript has 2 exons. The record is from RefSeq and is a predicted model, not a curated record. Lineage: Eukaryota; Viridiplantae; Streptophyta; Magnoliopsida; Malvales; Malvaceae. The coding region runs from base 1 to 546 and encodes 181 amino acids.